CUAGGCAUGCAGACUGCUUCUACAAACAUUUGUGAAAGAAUGGGUCGCUCUCAGGAGCUCAGUGAAUUCAAACGUGGUACUGUGAUAGGUUGCCACCUGUGCAAUAAGUCCAUCCGUAAAAUUUCCUUGCUACUAAAUAUUCCAUGGUCAACUGUUAGUGGCAUUAUAACAAAUUGGGAACAGCAGCAACUGAGCCACGAAGUGUUAGGCCACUGGUGUAAAGCACGCCGCCACUGAACUCUGGAGCCAUGGAGAUGUGUUCUCUGGAGUGAUGAAUCACAAUUCUCUGUAUCUGGGUUUGGCAGUUGCCAGGAGUACGGCAUUUGCCAGACUGCAUUGUGCCAAGUGUAA
Messenger RNA from Staurois parvus, 351 nucleotides. Lineage: Eukaryota; Metazoa; Chordata; Amphibia; Anura; Ranidae. The record is from the annotation of a GenBank genome assembly.